UACUCUCCAGGGCUCCGCCCCAAGCCUCGCGCAGGCGUAGCGUUCAACGUCUCGCCCCCUAGCUGUGCGCGGAUCUGACGUCUGACGCAAUUGCGUCGACGCCAUUUUAGCCGGUCCCAGUCGGCUCUGGGCGUGGCGGCCAUUUUGUUUUGGACACCGAGCGGGAGGCGGCGGCGGCGGCUGUGGUGGCACCGACACAAGGCAGGAAAGGGCAGGCCGGGCAAGCAGGCGGACCCGGCCGACCAGGCAGCCGGCCGGCAACAACGAGCUAACCUAGCAACCUACCGCUUACAUCUCUAACCAACCGCCCACCAAGUCAAGUCAGGUUCCGCCGGGCCCCGGCCCGCGCGCCGCAGCCGUGGUGGCAGCCCCGGGAGGCGCACUGGCGUCCGUUUCCUUCGAUUCUCGGGAUUUGAAGAUGGCUGCACAGUCAGCGCCGAAAGUUGUGCUAAAAAGCACCACCAAGAUGUCUCUAAAUGAGCGCUUUACUAAUAUGCUGAAGAACAAACAGCCGAUGCCAGUGAAUAUUCGGGCUUCGAUGCAGCAACAACAGCAGCUAGCCAGUGCCAGAAACAGAAGACUGGCCCAGCAGAUGGAGAAUAGACCCUCUGUCCAGGCAGCAUUAAAACUUAAGCAGACUUUAUAUGCAAGUCCGGACAGUGGCUGUGGAAGGAUAUGUCCAAGCUGUGGCUGGGCGUCUGGAGGGCGAUGCCAUGCAACUAAGAGCUUAAAGCAGCGCCUGGGUAAGAGUAACAUCCAGGCACGGUUAGGCCGACCCAUAGGGACCCUGGCCAGGGGAGCAAUCGGAGGACGAGGCCUGCCCAUAAUCCAGAGAGGCUUACCCCGAGGAGGACUGCGUGGGGGACGUGCCACCAGAACCCUGCUUAGGGGCGGGAUGUCGCUCCGAGGUCAAAACCUGCUCCGAGGUGGACGAGCCGUAGCUCCCCGAAUGGGCUUAAGAAGAGGUGGUGUUCGAGGUCGUGGAGGUCCUGGGAGAGGGGGCCUAGGGCGUGGAGCUAUGGGUCGUGGCGGAAUCGGUGGUAGAGGUCGGGGUAUGAUAGGUCGGGGAAGAGGGGGCUUUGGAGGCCGAGGCCGAGGCCGUGGACGAGGGAGAGGUGCCCUCACUCGCCCUGUGCUGACCAAGGAGCAGCUGGACAACCAGUUGGAUGCAUACAUGUCGAAAACAAAAGGACACCUGGAUGCCGAGUUGGAUGCCUACAUGGCACAAACAGAUCCAGAAACCAAUGAUUGAAACCUGUCCACCCUACUGUGAGAGACUCUUAUUCAAAAGUCACCACAUCUGUAAAUAACCUUGAGAUAACAGAUGGAGAAGAAACCUGAUCGAUGCUGGAAGGACCUAUCACAAUAGGCUAUGGACUUAUUUGCCACCAGUUUGUGCAUUUAGUGUGUUCCUUUUACUUUUUUUGAUACUGUGUUGUAUGAAACCUUUCUUUCCUCUGACUUGGGUUUUGUUUUGUGUUUGGGGUUUUUUUCCCCAAUCGCUCUGACUUCUCUUUAAACAUGAAUGUGGUGGCCUUGUGGCUAGAACACACUCUUCCCACCUCUGCCUCCCUUCAUCUGUCAUAUGCUCUGAUAUUCUGACAUUCCUCUCGUCAUUUCUGUGUCCCCGUGGAUAAAGCCCCAGAAAGAGCCCAUCAGUGUUACUUCCUGGGUUUCUGAGAAACGGUUCUGUUCUACAUAAUCUUUAAUAGCUUCUUAGAACUGUUCAGAAAAUCUGAAGCUCAAAAAUGAAUUCUGCCACAUUGAUAUUUUGGGGUAGUAAAUUAGGGACACUGAUAUAGCCGCAGGGCCGCAUAACAGGUUACACGUGGUAGCACUUCAGAUUUGAUUAAAGUUACUUCCCAUGUAAGUUGACACCACAUGACAAGUGUGCUGGUGGGUUGGGUCUGUGCACUUUGACCCUGAAAUACUUUGCUCUUGGCUUUGUAUCAUGUCCUAAGAGCUGCUGUUCUGUUGGCUUACACCUGCAAUAGAGAGGAAAUCGCCAUUUCAUUUGGCAGGUUGUUCAGAGAAAGGGCUAGAAUGAUAGCACAUACCUUCUAGGAGUCAGAAGAUACCCACCCUGGAAUGCUAUUGUCCUUAUGUUUAUCCCAAACCAAUCCUGAGCCUCUCCAUUCAUUGGCUUUGUUUGAACCUCUAUUUCCCUUGAAGGUUUAAAUAAGUUCAACCAUAUUCUGUCAACUGUUCCAGUUUUCAGUGGAAUCUUGUAUUUCUGGUUCAUCAUAACAAGAAAUCGUUCUCAAAUCUA
This is a messenger RNA of Canis lupus familiaris (dog), 2269 nucleotides long. RefSeq names its product chromatin target of PRMT1 (gene CHTOP). The record is from RefSeq and is a predicted model, not a curated record. The transcript is spliced from 7 exons. Lineage: Eukaryota; Metazoa; Chordata; Mammalia; Carnivora; Canidae. The coding region runs from base 419 to 1252 and encodes 277 amino acids.